AUGGGCGCACCGGAGAAGCACCCGCUAUCCGCAGAUGGCCUUGAGCCCGAACUCGACGACCUGAUCGGCUCCGGCGACGAAGAAGACGCCGUCAAGCCGCUCAAUGGCGCGUCGACAGCUGCAAGCUGGAAGGAGAAGCGUCGUGUCCAACGCGCCAUAUUCGACAAUUGGAUCACCAGUGCCGAUGGCCAACAAGCACUGAAGCCCAAAGUCAAGAAGGCGGCCGAUGCGUUGGACGACAAUCAGUCAAUUCACUCACUUCUAGCCUCCCAGCAACGCGGCUCACAGAUCGUAAAGAAUCCGCGUGAGUAUCAGAUCGAGCUGUUUGAACGUGCCAAGCAGCAGAACACCAUCGCUGUCUUGGACACUGGAUCCGGAAAGACUCUCAUUGCAGUUCUAUUGCUCCGAUGGGUCAUUGACAACGAGAUCGAGAAUCGUUCCAGAGGAGUUCCGGCGAAGAUUUCAUUCUUCCUCGUCGCGUCCGUGACGCUGGUCUAUCAACAGUACUCGGUGCUAGAGUGCAACCUUGAUCACAACGUAGCACGACUUUGCGGAGCUGACAAUACAGAUCGAUGGAACAGUGCACGAUGGCUCAAGGAACUCGCCGAGAACAAAGUCAUCGUGUGCACUGCCGAGAUCCUCAACCAAGCACUCGCUCACAGCUACCUGAAGAUGAGCCAGAUCAAUCUACUCAUUUUUGACGAAGCGCAUCACACCAAGAAGAAUCACUCGUACGCUCGUAUCAUCAAAGACUUCUACCUUACGGUGGAGCUCGCUUCACGACCACGUAUAUUCGGCAUGACAGCAAGUCCAAUCGAUGCGAAGAUGGAUGUAGUGCAGGCAGCAUCCGAACUCGAGUGCCUUCUGGACUCCAAGAUUGCUACUACAAGCGACAUGAGCUUGGCAGCAGCAAUCAAGAAGCCCAAGGAGGAGGUCUUGAGUUACGACGCCUUGCCGCACGCUGGUUUCGAGACGGAGCUACUGCGGGACAUCAAGGCCCGAUUCGAGCAUAUACCCGUCUUCUCAAACGUCUUUGAGCGCGCUGCUCAGAUCGCUCGACAUCUGGGACGAUGGUGUGCAGACAGUUACCUGCUACACGCCUUCUCCCACGACAAAUCAGGCAAGUACGAAAUGGAAGUCGAGAAGAAGUUCCACGCCCGCAGAGUGCAGCAAGAAGUUUCAGAACUGGACAAUGCUGUAAAAGAGAUUCGCGAAGCAAUCGAAUAUGUUCAGACUCGAAAAGACGUCCUCGACAGGCUUCAGUCUACUGACCUCAGCUCGAAAGUACAAAAAUUGCAACAUUAUCUGCGCUUGCAGUUCGAACGUCCUUCGGAUCAUCGUUGUAUCGUCUUCGUCGAUCGACGCUAUACAGCACGAAUGCUGCACAACCUCUUCCUGCGACUGAGUACACCACAUAUGCGAGGCCACUUCCUCGUCGGUUCCAACAAUGGUGGACUGGACGAAGACUCCUUCUCGUUCAAACAGCAAGUUUUGACUCUGCUGAAGUUCAGAAAGGGUGAGCUGAACUGCCUGUUUGCUACUUCUGUAGCUGAGGAAGGUCUUGAUGUGCCGGAUUGCAACCUGAUCGUGCGCUUCGAUAUGUACGCGACAAUGAUCCAGUACGUGCAGUCGCGAGGCCGUGCCCGCAACCAGAAUUCCAAGUUCAUCCACAUGAUCGAGCGCGGCAACUCUGUACACUCACAGACUUUGAAUGAAGUGCGCUACGCUGAGGCAAACAUGCGUCGAUACUGUGAUCUGCUACCGGAAGAUCGCAAGCUUGAAGGAAAUUCAGACAGUCUUGAAGUCCUCCUCGAACGAGAGAAGACUAUGGAGGUCCGGGUUGACCCAAUUUCUGGAGCGAAGCUGACCUACGCCAACGCGCUGACGAUACUUGCUCACUUUGUCACGGCCAUCCCUACAGAAUCUGACGAACCUCAACAUCCCACUUAUGUUGUGUCAAAUAGAGGAUCGAAGUACAUUGCCGAGGUCGUCUUGCCGGGCAAUGCUCCGUUGCGUUCCAAGAUUGGCAAGAUUCACACCAAGAAGUCGUUGGCAAAGCGUUCUGCAGCUUUCGAUGCUUGCGUAUAUCUGCGUACGCACGGAUACCUCAAUGAGAAUCUCAUUCCGAUCUACCAGAAGAAACUGCCAGCCAUGAGAAACGCGCUGUUGGCUGUUGACAUGAAAGCCACUUCUGGAUAUGCGAUGCAGAUCAAGCCUAAGAUCUGGACAGAGCAAAGAGGAUUGUUGCCAAAGGAGCUUUGGGUCACCCUUGUCGACUUUCCUGAGGGCCUAGAUCGGCCACAUCAAGCGCUUGCUUUCCUGACGAGGACUCCACUGCCACAGCUGCCCUCUUUCCCAGUCUUUCGAAACAAUGGCAAUGCCACGACAGUAAAGUCAGCGAGCCUAAUCCUGCCACUCAUCGUCACAGACCAGCGUCUCGCACAGCUGAGUGCAUUCACUUUCCGAAUGUUCAAGGAUGUCUUCAGCAAGACGUACGAAGAAGAGCCCCUCAAACUGUCGUACUGGAUUGCUCCUGUGAACAUCAACUUGAGAACAUCAGAGGACAGCUUAGAGGCAGAGCGAGCGGUUAGCCCCAUCAAAGCAAUUGACUGGGCCGCUUUGGACGUUGUGCUCGCUAAUGACGAGCUCAGAUGGACUCCAGAGUGGCCUCAUGAAGUAUUCGUCAACAAGUUCAUUGUUGACAAGUUCGAUGGAAGCCGCAAGUUCUUUUCGAAGGGCGUGGACCCAUCUUUGAAACAGGAUGACCCGAUUCCUGAUAAUGCAGCAAAGGGCAAGAACAGUGAAUCGAUCCUCGCCUACAGCGUCAGCUUGUGGAAGAAGUCUCGUGCAAAGAUCACCUGGGCAGAGAACCAACCCGUCGUUGAAGCAGAAUUGGCGGUGCUACGCCGGAACAUGCUGGCUCCUCCCGAGAGGAAAGAAGUCGAGGGCAUUAAAAAGGCGUAUUUGUGCCCGGAGCCACUGAAGAUAUCAGCGUUGACACCAGAAGUGGCCACCUCUUGCAUUGUCUGGCCGUCGAUCAUUCACCGGAUCGAAUCCUACCUAAUCGCUAUUGAAGGAUGCACUGCGAUUGGGCUCGACUGCGGCCCAAAAUUUGCGCUUGCUGCCUUCACCAAGGACUCUGACAAUCAAGGAGAGCAUGAUGCAGAGCGAGUAAACUUCCAGCACGGAAUGGGCGAGAACUAUGAACGUCUAGAAUUUAUUGGCGAUACUUUCUUGAAGACGGCAACUACGAUAUCGACCUUCAUUCAGAAUCCGAAUGAGAAUGAAUUUGAGUUCCACGUUCGCAGAAUGCAGAUGCUCUGCAACAAGAAUCUAUUCGGCACUGCUGUGAAGCUGAAGCUGUAUGAGCAGAUUCGCAGCAUGGCCUUCAAUCGUCGAUACUGGUACCCAGAGGGUUUGAAACUGCUCGUCGGCACGGGAGUCAUCAAGGGCCAGGAAAAGGAGAACUUCCACGAACCCAGAACGCAUGGGCUCGGGGAGAAGACGAUCGCUGAUGUUUGCGAGGCUCUGAUUGGUGCUGCGUACCUGACCUGGGACAAGCAUGGAUCAUGGGAAGCAGAGCACUGGACUCAGGCCGUGAAGGCUGUCACAGCUCUGGUCGAUUCCGAUGACCACAGAAUGUUGACCUGGGAAGACUAUAGAUCCGCAUACAACAAGCCCCAUUAUCAGACCGCCGAAGUCACCGCGGUUCAGCGUGAUUUGGCACAGAAGGUCGAGCGCGAGCAUGCGUAUCGUUUCAAGUACCCGCGACUACUGUACUCGGCUUUCAUGCAUCCAUCAGUGCCCUACAUCUACGAGAAGGUGCCGAAUUACCAAAGACUCGAAUUCCUUGGUGAUGCUCUUCUGGACCAGGCUUCUAUCACAUACCUGUUCCAUAAGUAUCCCGACAAAGACCCACAGUGGCUCACCGAGCACAAGAUGGCCAUGGUGAGCAACAAAUUUUUGGGCGCUUUGUGCGUUAACAUCGGCUUCCAUAAGCAUCUGCGCCACCAUCAUGCUGCCUUGCAGUCGCAGAUCACAGCAUACGCGGCCGACCUCCUCGAAGCCAAGCGCGUAGCAGGCGAUAGUAGAGACUACUGGACCACAGUCUCUGACCCUCCAAAGUGUCUUCCUGACAUUGUCGAAGCUUUCAUUGGAGCCAUGUUCAUCGACUCAGAUUUCAAUUACGCUGAGGUCCAGCGCUUCUUCGACGAGCACGUACAGUGGUACUUCGAUGACAUGCGGAUCUAUGACACAUUCGCCAACAACCACCCUUGCACGCAUCUGCACAACAUGCUGCAGACUACAUUUGGCUGCAUGGACUACAGGCUGAUGGCCAAGGAACUUCCGAGUAUCGACGGCAUGGAGAGAAAAGAUGUGAUUGCGGUCGUCAUGAUCCAUGACCGAAUCAUGGCCAGUAGUGCGGGCAAGUCGGGGAGGUAUGCGAGGCUUAGAGUUGCGAAUAAGGCACUCGAGAAGUUGGAUGGCCUUGCGCCUUUCGACUUCCGUGCGAAGUAUGGUUGUGAUUGUAAGAUCGAUGAGACGGGUCGUGUCCAGCUUGGGCAAGAUCUGAAGAUGGAUGGAGAGGAUGCUGGUGGGCUUGAUGGUGCUUGUGCCAUUUGA
Messenger RNA from Cercospora beticola, 4623 nucleotides. RefSeq lists its product as uncharacterized. Gene Ontology annotation, molecular function: RNA binding; ATP binding; ribonuclease III activity. NCBI's taxonomy places the organism in Eukaryota, Fungi, Ascomycota, Dothideomycetes, Mycosphaerellales, Mycosphaerellaceae. Gene Ontology annotation, cellular component: RISC complex; nucleus; cytoplasm. Gene Ontology annotation, biological process: siRNA processing. The record is from RefSeq and is a predicted model, not a curated record.